AGAACACGCGAGCACGCAUCCGGCGUAACGACAUCUUGUACAUCGAACCGUCGUUAUUUUAACACGCAACCAUUAUCUUUUCCAAGGUACGUAGGGGGAGAGCAAAAAUCCGACUCCUUGAAAAUAUCGUCGAACAAUGGGGACAACAAGAAAUCCAAGAAAACUAAGGAAACCAAGGAAUCGAAGGAAUCGAAAGAGACCGAGAAGAAAAAAGGUUCCAAGGAUGUGAGGUUGAUGUCGAAUCUUCCUAACGACACGGCGGUACACUUUGGAAGUUUUUAUGGUGUCGAAGGAAACGUGAAUAAACCACGAACGACCAAAGUAAAGAAUUCCAUGGACUCUAUUAAUUUAUCGUACAAAUCGAUACCGAGACUGGAAUUUACUAGGCAAAUGGUCCAGAAACUGGAACGAACAGCUGGUACGGAGGACUACGCGCGACAAGUGUCAGCCUUAUUGGAGGAGACGGUCGAACCGGCGCAUUUCAAACUGCAUUCUCUGCCAACCGAGAAUUCGAUUCCAGACGGGAGAUACAAUCCCACGGGAUUCCCUCUCUGGUACAAGGAACCUUAUAAAAUACCAUUCGCUUCGGAUGAGAUUUAUAAACUUUUAAAAGAGAAACUUGAUAACAUGGAAGGAAAAGCGAGAAAUAUCUUCGAGGAUGAAUCUCCGGAGAAAAGUUCGUUAGAAGAAUUCAGCGAAGAUGAGCAAAUGGAGUAUGGUGAAAAUGACGACGACAUACACGAUAUACUGAAGAGAGGAAAAUCGUCGAUACAUUUGUUGUCGAAUAAAUCGUCUUCUCUUACCGAGGCGAAGGACACAGAUUCGAAGGAAAGCAGUGAAAUUUCUUUGAAUGUGAAACCGAAUAAAUCAACUUUGCCGCAUCAACGCUGAAGCGGUUUUAUGAACAUCUGAAAAAUAAACAAUUAAAUAUUAAUUGCAGAAAUAGAA
This is a messenger RNA of Apis florea (little honeybee), 948 nucleotides long. RefSeq lists its product as uncharacterized. Lineage: Eukaryota; Metazoa; Arthropoda; Insecta; Hymenoptera; Apidae. The record is from RefSeq and is a predicted model, not a curated record.